CGCUCCUUUGCCCUAGUACCCACAGCUUUUUUCACCAUAAGCGAGGGUUGCAACUCAGUCUUCUAUCUUCUACACCCGAUCAUCGAAUUCAACGAGCAUACGGCAACUGCCCGGUAGAAGUUGCCCAUCAUGUCGCUCGUCUCGGGAGAGAAGUCGAACUUCCAGUUCAUUCUCCGUCUUCUCAACACCAAUGUUGACGGAAAGCAAAAGGUUAUGUACGCCUUGACCAAGAUCAAGGGUGUCGGUCGCCGAUACUCCAACUUGGUCUGCAAGAAGGCCGAUGUCGAUCUGAACAAGCGCGCCGGUGAGCUCACCUCUGAAGAGCUCGAGCGAAUCGUCACUAUCCUCCAAAACCCUACCCAGUACAAGAUCCCCACGUGGUUCAUCAACCGACAGCGCGAUAUCGUCGAUGGCAAGGACUCUCACAUUCUUGCCAACGGUGUCGACUCCAAGCUCCGUGAGGAUCUCGAGCGCCUCAAGAAGAUCCGCGCCCACCGUGGUCUCCGACACUACUGGGGUCUCCGUGUCCGCGGUCAGCACACCAAGACCACUGGUCGCCGUGGCAGGACCGUCGGUGUCUCCAAGAAGAAGGGUGGUUAAACUUUUUAUGGGUGUUGGUUAUGGGUGGACAGGCGUGACGGCUGGUUUCUCCAUCUUUCUGAGCAUUUUGAGAGGUUUGCUUUCUGGCAUAUGCAGCCAAAGCAAGGGCUGUACUCUAGAUCAGAGUCACGAAUCAAAAGUAUUCAAGUAAAGAUGUUCAAUGAGGGAGCAGGAAGUGUCCAUGCUACAAGCACGUGAAGUUUAUGGCUCUACGAAGUCAACGACAGGGUAAACUGGGGUCAACAUGGGUAUCGCUACGGAAAGGAAAAGAUACUGGAUGAUUCUAGGCAAGGGUAUCAUGAUUUCUCUUUUGACUGCUUAAGUGUGUUUGUUACUUAAUCCUCGUGCGUGACAGCCAUAUCCAAAACCUCAACUCUUCCCUGUCCCUUGGUCUCAUUGCCAAUAAAGUCAGAUAGGGGCUUAAAGGCCCCAGGUUCUACAAAGCCUACCACUUCCCAUUCCGAACCAACGACAUCUUGACUCUCGACUUGCUCAACGUAACUGAGAAUCUUGUCCUUGACUGUGCCCACGGCCUUUUGCUCGCCGUCUUCUUCCUUGUUGGCCCCCUUUGCUCCUUUCACAGCUUGUUUGAGGACGUUGGUGGUACAGGCGAUACGAAGCCUCAUGCGUGCCCUCGCUACUGGGAUGGGCUGAUGAGCGAUGAGAGCUUUCAUAGCUUCAAGAGCCUGGCUCUUUGCGCUCUUGGUCGUGCUAACGCCCGUCCAGUUGUGCUGGGCCCUGGGCUUAGCUUCGCCCGCUUCUCCAGUCGCAGGUGUUCCAGUAGCACUUCCGGCAGCGCUCUUGUCGGGUGUCGCGGUGUGAGCCUGUGAGCUGAGCAUGUCAAGAGCCUUCUCGAUCAUGCCAGAUGUGUAAACGCGCUUGGUUCUCGGAUCGACCAGUUUGCUGGCGACUAUGCUGACAACCUCGUUGUGCACCCGCUCUGUCUGCGCCGCGCGCUCUUUCUCGCCGACUUGCAUCUCGCCCUUUUUCAAAAUCUCGAGGAUGAUGUCGUCUGUGGACUUGCCCUUGCCAAAGGCCUUGUCGAGAUCCUCACGAGGCGCCGUUUGGCCCUUGGACACGUUGAGGAAGACGUUUGGGAUCUGGAGAACAUUAUCGAGAUCUGUCUCGAUACCGGAUCGCCACUCGAGGACCUUGUUCUUGUAGCAGGCGAGCUCGAAGCGCUUCUUUCCCUUCUUGAGGCGUACGAGGGAGACGUUUGUGAGCCUGAUUUGGUUGGAUGGUUGUUGGAUCAGGCGAGACAUGGUAGGCGAUUUAUUUAUGAGAUGGAAGAACUUAGAAGGGAAACAGAGGACGCUGCGAUGAGUUGCUGAGCCUUGAGUAGAAAUGAGGUAGUUAAUAAAGACAGUAGGCACUUUCACCUUCUAGAUUUACCAGAACUUUUUUCUGGAC
Messenger RNA from Fusarium odoratissimum NRRL 54006, 2010 nucleotides. Its product is annotated as 40S ribosomal protein S18. Bases 130 to 600 code for a protein of 156 amino acids. NCBI's taxonomy places the organism in Eukaryota, Fungi, Ascomycota, Sordariomycetes, Hypocreales, Nectriaceae. Gene Ontology annotation, cellular component: ribosome; cytosol; small ribosomal subunit. Gene Ontology annotation, molecular function: RNA binding; structural constituent of ribosome. The transcript is spliced from 3 exons. Gene Ontology annotation, biological process: translation. The record is from RefSeq and is a predicted model, not a curated record.